This is a messenger RNA of Cajanus cajan (pigeon pea), 2431 nucleotides long. Its product is annotated as cysteine-rich receptor-like protein kinase 25. Gene Ontology annotation, biological process: defense response to bacterium; protein phosphorylation. Lineage: Eukaryota; Viridiplantae; Streptophyta; Magnoliopsida; Fabales; Fabaceae. Gene Ontology annotation, molecular function: ATP binding; protein serine/threonine kinase activity. The record is from RefSeq and is a predicted model, not a curated record. Gene Ontology annotation, cellular component: plasma membrane.
UGUGUGCAAAUUUAAAGUCACAGGCACGCACUUGUCCUCGUAAAAUAACAAAUGUCAACAAAACUAUAAACUCAAAUUAAACAUUCAUAUCCAACUACCGUAUCGUAGUACUCUGAUAUGAGAUUAUUAACACUCUAACAGACGCAUCAAAUCGAUCAUGUCUAGGAAUUGCUUGAAGCUCCUCUUUCUCUUUGUCCUCAGUUUGGCAACAACUAAGGCACAGGGUCCAACUUUUCUUUACCAGGAUUGCUCAAGCAACGGAACCACAGCCAACAGCACCUUCCAAUUAAACCUCAGGACCCUCUUCUCUUCACUCUCUUCCAACGCCACCGCCAACAACGAAUUCCACAACACCACAGUCGCAGGAACAAACCCCUCCGACACACUCUAUGGACUUUUCAUGUGCAGAGGUGACGUCUCAUUUCAGCAGUGUGGACAGUGCGUCGAAAACGCCACACAGAAACUAUCAUCAGACACCAAGUGCUCCCUGUCCAAACACGCCGUCAUCUGGUACGACGAGUGCAUGGUUCGCUAUUCCAACCGCUCCUUUUUCUCCACCGUAGACACAACUCCUACUGUUGGCCUUUCAAACACCGCCAAUAUCUCAAACCAAGCAAGCUUCAUGCGUUUGAUGUUCGACACCAUGAACCAAACAGCAGAUGAAGCAGCCACUUCUCCUAUUGGUGCCAAGAAAUACGCCACCAAUCAAGCAAACAUAUCAGGUUUUCAGACCCUUUAUUGUUUGGUUCAGUGCACGCAGGACUUGUCACCACAAGAUUGCAGAAGUUGUCUUAGUGUUGCCAUAGGGCAACUUUCAUGGUGCUGUGAAGGGAAACAGGGAGGGAGAAUUCUAAAUCCUAGCUGUAAUGUUAGGUAUGAUUUGUACCCUUUUUAUCGCACAAACACCACUCCACCAUCAGCCUCUCUUCCUCCAACUCCAACCACUUCUUCCAACUCCGGAGAAAGUGGUGGGAUCUCAUCGGGGACAAUUGUUGCAAUUGUGGUUCCAAUUACUGUGGUUGUGUUGCUAUUUAUUGCUGGCAUUUGGCUCUUAAGUAAAAGAGCAGCAAAGAAGCAUGACUCUGCGCAAGACCCAAAAACUGGAACUGAGAUCAGUGCAGUGGAAUCCUUGAGAUUUGAUUUCAGUACAAUUGAAGCAGCCACAAAUAAAUUCUCUGAUGCUAACAAGCUAGGUCAAGGUGGAUUUGGUGACGUUUACAAGGGCUUGCUCCCAAGUGGACAAGAAGUAGCUGUCAAGAGACUCUCUAAAAACUCUGGACAAGGUGGAGUGGAAUUUAAGAAUGAAGUAGAGGUGGUUGCAAAGCUUCAACACAGAAAUUUGGUGAGGCUUCUAGGAUUUUGCUUGGAAGGAGAAGAAAAGAUACUUAUUUACGAAUUUGUAGCCAACAAAAGCCUUGACUAUAUUCUUUUUGAUCAUGAAAAGCAAAGAUCAUUGGAUUGGACAAGGCGUUACAAAAUUAUUGGAGGAAUUGCUCGAGGCAUUCAAUAUCUUCAUGAAGAUUCUAGGCUUAAAAUUAUACAUCGUGAUCUUAAAACUAGCAAUGUUUUGUUGGAUGGAGAUAUGAAUCCAAAAAUCUCAGAUUUUGGCAUGGCAAGAAUAUUUGGAGUAGAUCAAACUCAAGCAAAUACCAAUAGGAUUGUAGGGACAUAUGGUUACAUGUCUCCUGAGUAUGCAAUGCAUGGAGAAUAUUCAGUUAAGUCUGAUGUAUACAGUUUUGGGGUCCUCAUUUUUGAGAUUAUAAGUGGCAAGAAGAACAACUCUUUUUAUGAAACAGACGUUGCUGAGGAUCUAUUGAGCUAUGCUUGGAAACUGUGGAAGGAUGAAGCACCCUUUGAGUUGAUGGACCACUCAUUAAGAGAAUCAUAUACUCCAAAUGAAGUUAUCAGAUGUAUCCAUAUUGGUUUACUCUGUGUCCAAGAAGAUCCAGCAGAUAGACCUACAAUGGCAUCAGUGGUUCUUAUGCUUGAUAGUUACUCAGUCACUCUACCGGUACCUAAUCAGCCUGCAUUCUUUGUAAAUAGUAAAACUGAACCAAACAUGCCAAAGGCGAUUAAAAUUGACCAGUCUACUACCAAUUCAGCAACAAAGUCUGUCAAUGAGAUGUCGGUUAGUGAAUUAGAUCCUCGAUAAGUAUGAAAAUGUUACGAUGUUUUAAAGAAAAAGCGUAUCCGUAGAAAAAAGAAAAAAGCCUUUUUGUGAGUCGUGGCUUCUUAUGACAGAAGUACAUACUCGACCUUGUAACAUGUUGUGAUUGUUUAUUUUUCAACGUGGAAAAAAUAUAUGCGGGUCGUUUAGUCCGUUUUGUAUUUAUUGCGUGUGGCACCAGAGUCUUCACUUGAUUGUUUUCUGUCCACGAAAUGUAAACUUAUUCAAGUUUAAUGAAGAUUGGCGGUAUAAGUUGGCAAUAAA